Adelges cooleyi (spruce gall adelgid) is the source of this 2607-nucleotide messenger RNA. RefSeq names its product transferrin-like. Gene Ontology annotation, biological process: iron ion transport. The record is from RefSeq and is a predicted model, not a curated record. The coding region runs from base 287 to 2485 and encodes 732 amino acids. Lineage: Eukaryota; Metazoa; Arthropoda; Insecta; Hemiptera; Adelgidae. Gene Ontology annotation, cellular component: plasma membrane; recycling endosome; early endosome. The transcript is spliced from 14 exons.
GCCAGACGUGUAUUGUGUAUAAUCUUUUUGAUAAUGAGCUCGCACUGACCACCCGGCUUUUAUCUGUGUUAGCACUUUGUUUUCGUUUAGUAAUUACUCGGCCACGGUAGCGAGAGUAUUGUUUCUGCGUACACCGUAGAAACCUUUUGGUAUUAACAAAGAAUACUUUCUUUUUUUAAAUACCGAAUUGAAGGUUUUUCCUUUUAACAAACAUGUGAUUAUAAAUUUAAUAUUAGCGUACGCAAUACAUUAUAGUAAACGAAAAACGAGUUUUUAGUGACCAGAGAUGUAUUCGUUGUUUUUUAUCUUCAUAUUAUAUCAUGUAACCGUAUUGCCAUUUUUAACACAAGCCGACGAGAAAUAUAAAAUUUGCGUAGUAUCGAAUUACAACGGAAAUGAUAAAACUAAAACACAUUGUCCCGCUUUAUCCCGACAAAUAAACAGUGAGGUCGAAUGCGAGUUCGCAAACGAUAGAACGCAUUGCAUAAGGAAAAUGCUCGCUGGGGACGCGGAUUUUGGAGUUUUUCAACCUGAAGAAAUAUCGUAUGCGUCCCAAUGGAACGAUUUCCUAAGCGUCACAAACGAAAUACGUUUAUCUGAAAAUGAGGAUUUCGACUACAGCAUGGUCGUGUUAGUUAAUGAAGAAUCUAACAUUAGGAGCUUAAAUGAUUUACGUGGUAAACGUUUAUGCCAUCCUGGAUUUGCUGAAGGUGUAGCUGGAAAUGGACGGUCCAAUUCAAUUUUGCAGUACUUUGAGAAGACCAUCGUACCCCAAAAAUGUAAUAGCGAGAUGAGUAUUAUAGAAAAUCAAGUACAAUCCCUUUCGGAGUUCUUCGGUGAAUCGUGCAAAGCUGGUCAAUGGGAUCCGAAUCCCGAUGUAGACUAUACACUAAAAACCAAAUAUCCAAAGUUAUGUGCUCUAUGCAAGAAUCCAUUGGCGUGCAGUUCCAACGAUCGGUUUUGGGGCAGACAAGGAGCUUUAUUGUGUUUAAGUGAUUGUUUUGGAGAUAUCAGUUGGGCUAGAUUAUCCGAUGUCAGAUUACAUUUUAACGGAGAUGGCAUUAACACGUGUAGCCAGAUUAGCUUUUUAUGUCCAGAUGGAUCGCUGCAACCUUUGAACGCCACUAAUCCGUGCACUUGGAUAUCGCGACCGUGGCCCGCCAUAGUUGCAAGAAAGUCGGCGGCUACGAGUAUUCAGAAAAUGAUUAACUACUCCAAUAACGCCAAAGAAUUGAAAAAUACCUCGUCCUGGCAAUGGUCUCUGAACAAUCUACUGAUACAUUAUUUUGAACCAAUUACGUCGAAUGUAAUCAAGAGCCCUAAGGAAUAUCUUUCGGAAUUUCCAGGUUAUUUUAAUUCCGAAAGUGAAAAUAAUAAAUGCACAAGCCGUACGUUUUCGAUGUGCACCGAGAAUAGCGAUGCUUUCAAAAAAUGUCAAACCCUUUCUGAUAUAGCCGUGACUUACGGAAUAGAACCAAAUAUGAACUGUAGACAGGCCUCAGAAUGCGGACAAGAAUUAGAAAAUGGAGAGUCAGACGUCAUGAUACUGGACGCAGACAGGAUGGCUUCCUAUAAACGAAUGUACCAUACAAAAAAAACAGUACUUUACGCUACAUCGUUAUAUCAUCGCAUGUAUCGUAAGGUCAGUGCAGUAAUGCUUAAGAAAAAAGCUGUAAAAAGUCUUGAACAGCUCAGAGGGAAAAUUGGAUGCUUUCCUUUGUUUGACGGAUUUGUUUGGAAUUCGUUUCUGAUAACAUCAAAACUAGAAAAAUUAGAUUUAUCCCCAAAUAAUAGUACUAUUAAACAUUUCUUUAGUAAUAGCUGCGCGAUAAUAAGUUCAGAUCAAAAUGCAGUUCCUUCGUGCCAAUACGAUGAUAUUUUUCCCGAGGAAAGUAACAAAAAAGGAUUACUAUGGGAAACGUUAGCACUCAGAUGCAUAAUUGAAGGCGGAGGAGAUGUAGCAUUCGUAAAUACUCAUCAUAUCGAUAACUAUUUAGGCAUAUUAAAGACACCGAUGAAUUUGCAAGAUAAUUUCAGUGCUUUGAACUUUACAACUGUGUGUGGUUCAAAUUAUAGUCGUUCUCCGGUGGACUGUCCAUUAUCAUGGUCACACUUUGGCCAAAUCAUUGUGAACCCGAAUUUGUCACCUUUGGUCGAAUACGAAAUUAUAUCAGUUUUAUUAACAAUGGAUGCGACUUUUGGACGAAAAAGCGAAUUCGCUGAUACAUUACCACCAGUAUUCUUGAUGUAUGGACCGCAUGACAAUGUAGCUGAUCCAUUAUUCCCGGUCGAUACAGAGAAGUUAGAGACUGUUAGUCAAUUAAGUGAACAUCAAGUACCAAUUAUACCAGAAUACGAAACCCAUCUACUUCUUUUGAAUCAAUACAAUGAUGUUCCCAAAUCCUCCUCGAAUUUAAUGAUAUCACAAUAUCCUUUACUAUCGCUAUUAAAUUAUUUGUCUAUAUUUAUUUUUAUUUUACACUGAUAACUAUGUAUAUUUAUUCAAUACCUGCUGUGAUUUACGAGUAUUUUACAAAACUGUGUAGUAUGUAUAAUAUAUUUUUAUUGUAUACAAAUUUUAAUUUACCAUUAUAAACUUAUAAAAAA